Aspergillus novofumigatus IBT 16806 is the source of this 450-nucleotide messenger RNA. RefSeq lists its product as uncharacterized. Bases 120 to 359 code for a protein of 79 amino acids. The record is from RefSeq and is a predicted model, not a curated record. The transcript has a single exon. NCBI's taxonomy places the organism in Eukaryota, Fungi, Ascomycota, Eurotiomycetes, Eurotiales, Aspergillaceae.
CGCUUGGGGGAUUAGCGGGGAAAACUAGCGUGCCUUAGGUUUUUCUGCUGCAGCUCCCAAGCAAAACAAGAAUAGGAGCCAAUCACAGUUUGUGUUCCAGGGGCCCUGUGUUUCAGGUGAUGAAGAUCCCAUCUCAGCCACUUUUGGCAGGUCACAUCCUUUUGGCUCUUCGACAUCUGGGUUCUCGAUGUAUCAAUUAUCAAUCGAUUAGUCUAGUCAAUGAAUGGUUAAGUUUAAUGCCACACACCACUAGAAGCAGCGAAGAACAUUCCCUCUGCUCAUGGCUGGAAAUGUCCCACUCCCCUCCUAUAUCACCUGAUACCAAAAAAAGGAGUAAAGUGAAGUUCAAAAGCUUAUGAAGGUUAACCCAUUAUGGAGGUACAAAGGAUCAGUCCACUGACCGCUGUUUGCUGUUUCAUUGGCGCUACACGUUGUUAUGACCGUCGUCAG